AUGUCCAGCUCCUGCAAAGUCUUGGUGCCCUUCGAGGACGAUCCCAGGACAGACCACAAGAAGCUGAGGACUGCAUUGUACGACAUCGAGCUCGAGGACACGGCCAACGUCACAGAGGCGAUGAAGUCUGCAUGCAGCUUGCUCAGGGAAAAGUUCAGCGUCUCAGCGGUCGGCUGCCAAGUGGUGAUAGUCGUGGACGGGGCUCCGUCAUUUGCCGAGCUCAGGCAGCUGAGAGACAUUGUGAACCACUUGCCCAAGUCCAUAGUCUUUCACAUUAUCGCCAUGGGGUCUGACGACGAGCUGCAUCGCUGCUCGAUCUACCAAACUCUUGCGGAGAGGUCUCGGGGACUGUUUGACACUGGAGGCUACAAGAAUGCCUUCACCAUGCUAGCAAAGAGAUUCUUCCAGCCGUAUCAAGGCAUGAUCGUCUGCGGUCACUUCCAGACAAGUAUCACCCUCUACCCAGACCCCAACCUUGCCGUGGACUCAAGUUCUCAUGGCAUGACGGGCUCUCGUGAUGUUCCGAAUGCUCCAUCCUCUGGCCCUGUCCCGCCAUUCAUCGCCAUCCGCGGCUUUAUUCAAAAGAGCGUUCUUGUGACUGAAGUGAAGAGUGACUACGCACAGUUCAAGUUUCCGAUAAGCUCAAAACACAUCGUCUUUCCUGAUCUCAGAAGCAACGCAACCCCCCAGCAGAACUGUUCCUUCCUCUACUUCCUCCUCAACAGCUUGUUGGCCGACGAGCUGGUUGCUGUCUGCCAUCUCCUGCCUGGAGCCCAAGGCAAGGAGGCGGGAGACGAGGCCAGGAGCUGCUUUUUGCUCCCAUCGAACCAGCCUGCGAGUGAAAAUUCGAGCUCGGAGAAGAAGACAAAUCAACUUCAGCUGACGCUCUGUGAUGCCGCGAUCGUUGACAAGUCUCGUUGCAAGAUGGUGGAACUCAUCAACUUGGGGCUGAGUGCGAGGAGCUCAGAGGGAGAUGCGAAGCAGAAGGAGAAGAAGCAAAGAUUGAUGGCAGAAGACAGCCAAAUUCCUUCUCCUGAAACCCUUCAGAGCGAUUUGGCCAAAGUCCUCAAGAACACUGCGCAGCUUCCAGCCAAGAAGGAAGCCUUGUACAAGGACUGCGAGCGACUGCGAAGAAGCUGCCAGAUGUACAUGAUGCCCAACAUACGGGAAGCGACCGUCCAAAUCUUGAAGGCUGUCAUGGAGGGAGAGCAUCAGGACUCGUCAGGGGACAAGGAGACAGCAGGCGAGCGAAGUUUCUACAUAAAGGACCUCAUGGAUCAGCUUUCUCGGUCAGACCUCUCCCAGCCAAUCGUCCCUCCUCCUGCCUACGAGCCGGAGAGCGCCAAGAAGAAAGGAGGCAACAAGGCGUCUCUGGAAAACAUCUUGGGGUAA
Guillardia theta CCMP2712 is the source of this 1392-nucleotide messenger RNA. RefSeq lists its product as hypothetical. The transcript is spliced from 14 exons. Gene Ontology annotation, cellular component: integrator complex. Bases 1 to 1392 code for a protein of 463 amino acids. Gene Ontology annotation, biological process: snRNA 3'-end processing. The record is from RefSeq and is a predicted model, not a curated record. Lineage: Eukaryota; Cryptophyceae; Pyrenomonadales; Geminigeraceae.